This is a messenger RNA of Cuscuta europaea, 2548 nucleotides long. The record is from the annotation of a GenBank genome assembly. Lineage: Eukaryota; Viridiplantae; Streptophyta; Magnoliopsida; Solanales; Convolvulaceae.
UGCUAAAUACGGAAGUACGGAGUCAUAUUAGAGAGAGAGAGCUUUUCCUAAAAUUAAACUCAAUUUACAGGUUAUUUUGCGUUUAACCAUUCCCUGCUCUCUCCAUUCUCUAAUCCCUUUCUCUCUCUAUUAUUUUCAGAGAUUUUUCUUACCGCUUUCCUUUCUGGGCCCUCUUUUUCGGUCAACCUUAAUUGGGUUAGUUUUUCUUCAUUUCAAAAUGAUCGAUAAGGAUUAGGCAAGAUUCCAAGUUUCGAAGUUAUUUCCUGAAUUUUGCAUUUAUCUUCGUGACAUGUACUUGUCUUUGUAUAGGUGUAUGUUUAUCCCUGUUAAUUUGCAUGCAUUAGGUUUUGCCGAUGAAUUAUAUUGUCUGGGUUUUGGUUAGAUUGAAUUCUUGAUGAUCAUUGAUCACUGUUUUCUGCUAAAAUCAGGGACUUUUCUGUUUUCUUCUUUUUGUUGGGAUUUAUGUAGGGGUUGCGAAUAAUUUAUUUCAGUUUCAGGCUGGGAAAUAUAACGGUGAUACUCUGGAGAUCAAUCAGUUUGUUGAUGGUAUCGAGGCUGGUUCUCCCAACCCAAUCGAGGGCAUCAUCUAAAAAAAAUUAUUUAUCAACAUGGGACAAAGGAAUACACCAUAUAGUAGUCUUGUGGUCGAUUUGGAAGCUGAUCAAGGUAGACAAAUCCAAUCUUAUGGGACCUUAACAUCUUUUCCUCAACCAAAUGUCCAUUCAGUAUUACCAGUUGCGAGUAAUGUCUAUCUGCACCCUCUGCCAGACUAUAAUGACAACAGCCCUUUGUUUUAUGGUAUGACACAGCACAAUAGAUCAGUUCAUCCGCAGCCCAUUCCAAAUCUUGACCUUGCCCUUGCUUCAUCUUCUAUUCAUCAUAAUCCUUACAUGCCUCCAACUGCUGCAACCAGAGACUUCUCAAUCCCUUUCAAUCACAGAACACAUGACCACAGUUCAUUUUCAAACAAUCCUGGCAUGGCUGGAAUUCAGACUGCUACUCAUGGAACCAUAGGCGCGUUCAAGAUAAAGAAUGUUGUGGGUUCUAGUUCUUCUGAUGUCCCACUAAUUGCAAGGGCACAUGAAUCCAAUGCUUCUUUGAUGGAUUCUUCGCCGCUUAUGCUACCUGCUGAUCAUCGUGAUUCUUCAUUGGUUGUCAAUGAUGGGUCCCACAUAAGUUUGAGGAACAUGGCUUUUGUAAAUGGUCCAGAUUCUGUAGCAGCCCAACGCAGCAAUCAUUUUGCUCAAGGAAACCAUGUGGGUUCUAUUCAGCUGAGUAAUAAUCCUUGGUCAGACAUGCGAUUCAACAGAAAUAGUUGUGAGCUUGAACCUUGGUCAUGGAAUCAAGCUGCUGUUCCUUUUCCUUACGUGCAUGGACGCGCAGUUGGUCCUACCAUUGAGGCUGGGAACACGGGAAUACAAAGUUACCAAGUAAGAGGGGGCAAUGGGAGUUUGACCAACUUUAUGCAUCCUCCCAUUCCUCUAGAAGGGCACUCAAAUGUUCAUCACCUACCGCAAGCCACGCAAGGAAUGAGAUGCCAUAAUACUAAUUUCCCUCCAUUAAUGGCAGUAUCAUCAAGCAGGCACAUUACAAAUGCACCAUCAAGCAGCAACUUGAAUUAUUUAUCUGGUUUUGUAGAGACGAGACCUACCUAUGUGGGACCCUUACAACCAGCUGGUGUUAGACUGUACAGAUCUUCCCGUAGAAACUAUUCAAAUUACAUGCCAAAUCACAACCUACCUAACAUGAGGGUUAUGCCUGAAGAUGGAGUGUCAAUGCUAGAAAUUCCUGGCUACUAUAAUGACAUGGGGGAGUCUGGUGAUCAGCACAGAGAUAUGCGCAUGGAUAUAGAUCACAUGUCCUACGAGGAGCUUCUUGCAUUGGGUGAGCACAUUGGCAGUGUAACGACUGGGUUGUCAGAAGAAAUGAUUACGAGGCACUUGAAAACAAAACCAUUCAGCUCAUCAAAAGCUUUAUCUAUGUCUAAGGCUACAGAAUGCUUGGAUAAAAAUAUGGAUUUAUGUGUCAUAUGCCAGAACGAUUACAAGGACCAAGAGAAUAUUGGAACGGUCGAGUGUGGGCAUGCAUAUCAUGUACAUUGCAUAAAGAAGUGGCUGAUUGUGAAGAAUAGUUGCCCCAUCUGCAAAUUAACAGCACUACCAAUGGAACCUAAGGAUCUAUGAAAUACUGUUAACAAAUGGUGGAACUUUUGUAUUUAAUGUAUUUAUUACAUCCUACCAGGAAACUUUUUUUAGUUGUUUUUUCCUUCAAAUUACACUAUAUCAACACUUUGUAUAUUAUACUUUUUGCCAUCUAGCAGGCAAAAGUUGUUUUUUGUAAACUACCAUUUUACCAGGCUAUAUUAGCGUCUCACCUGGAACAGUAAUACCACUGGAUUUUUGUUUUUAAUAGCUGUAUGGAAACAGUGUAAAUUUAAUCAACAUAGUAGGGACUUCCCAUCAUAUUUGUCCGACCAGUUGCCUUCUUGUUAACUGUAUAGUGCAGAAAGGAGGGGUAGUACUGUAGGUUUAGUACUCCCAAUUUAUAU